Salvia splendens (bonfire salvia) is the source of this 1751-nucleotide messenger RNA. RefSeq names its product pre-mRNA-splicing factor CWC25 homolog. The transcript is spliced from 4 exons. The record is from RefSeq and is a predicted model, not a curated record. Gene Ontology annotation, biological process: mRNA splicing, via spliceosome. Gene Ontology annotation, cellular component: U2-type spliceosomal complex. Lineage: Eukaryota; Viridiplantae; Streptophyta; Magnoliopsida; Lamiales; Lamiaceae. The coding region runs from base 107 to 1621 and encodes 504 amino acids.
GCGAUUCCCAAUUUAUAAGAUAGCCGACAAUCUGUGGCAUCCCAUCGAGGAAUUCACCAUUCCGCCGCCGAACUCUGCUCUACGAUCGACAUAACAUCGAAUAACGAUGGCGCUCAAGUUUCUGAACAAGAAGGGAUGGCACACGGGCAGCCUCCGCAACAUCGAGAAUGUCUGGAAAGCCGAGCAAAAGCACGAAGCCGAGCAGAGAAAGCUCGAGGAACUCCGCAAGCAGAUCCACGAGGAGCGCGACCGCGCCGAGUUCCGCCAGCUUCAGGAACAAGCCGGCCUUAUUUCGGGCCAGGAGCGUUUGGAGUUUCUGUACGAUUCUGGAUUAGCUGUGGGUAAGGGUUCUGGAUUCAAGGCUCUGGAAUCGUUGCCCAAGGCAGAGCCAGGGCCCGCUGCAUCGUCUUCUACUUCUGCGAAGGAGGUUACUCCGCAGCCAGCUUCACUGGGAGCUUUGUUUGAGGAUAAGCCACAGUCAGCCAAUGAUUCGUGGAGGAAGCUUACUUUCGAUCCCCUGCUUUCGAUCCGUCGGAGUGAACAAGAAUCUCUUGCGCGAAUCAAGAAGAACCCCAUCCAGAUGGACAUGAUCCGCAAAUCAGUAGAAGCACAGAAGAACAAAGACAAGGAUGGAAAGAAACACAAGAAAAAACAUCACAAAAAGAAGCCCAGACACAACACAAAUUUGUCGUCGGAUAAUGACUCUGAGGAUGACCUGGAAAAGCACAAGGAGAGUCGCCACAAGGGCUCCAGAUCCGAAAAGCAUUCAAGUAAGAGAAUCCAUACUUCUGAUGAUGAAUUGAGUGAAGGAGAUGGUAGAAGAAAGAAAUAUUAUGAUGAGUCCAAAGAUCGGAGGCCAAGUGGCUCUCAGGAUGCCUCUUUGACAGUGGAGAAACACAGAGAGAGUCGCCACAAAGGAUCCAGAUUGGAAAAGCAUUCGAGUAAGAGAGUCCAUACAUCUGAUGAUGAAUUGAGUGAAAGAGAUAGUAAAAGAAAGAAAUACCACGAUGAGCACAAAGAUAGGAGGCCAAACGAUGAGCACAAGGAUAGGAGGCCAAACGAUGAGCACAAGGAUAGGAGGCCAAACGAUGAGCACAGAGAUCGGAGGCCAAAUGAUGAGCACAAAGAUCGGAGGCCAAGUGGCAGUCCUAAUCGCAAAAACGGCAGAGUUGGUGAUGAUCAACAUAGAAGUAGGAGUCAUUAUGAUACCAAUAAGCAACGUUCUUCAGAACAGCAGCAUGAACCUCGUCAUGAGAAGAGCAGUUAUUCUUAUUCAAGCACCUCUGUUAAGCCACCAAGGCCUGAGUCAAACGACAGGCACCGUAAAUCUGGUAAACUAUCAGAAGAAGAGAGAGCUGCUAAACUGAAGGAGAUGGAAAUGGAUGCUCAACGGCACGAGGAACAAAGAUGGACACGUAUAAAGAAAGCAGAAGACGCUGAAGCAAAGGAAGCCAUUCUUGAUCAUGCCACUUCUGGUAGAAACUUCCUGGAUGCUACUCAGAAAAGCGUUUAUGGAGCUGAGAAAGGCGGAAGCUCAACAAUUGAGGAGAGUGUGCGUCGCCGUGCAUAUUAUUCACAGCGGCGAUCCGACGGUGAGAGCAAUGCUUUCCGCAGAGCCUAAUUUGGCGACAGAGAUCCAGACUUUUUCUGGUAAAACAUGUAACCAUAAAUACAGAAUUCCUUUACCUGGUUUGUAAUUCUGUGUGGUUUUCGCUUAAAUAUUUUCAGUUUCAUUAAUUUUAUUUGAGCUA